Dendroctonus ponderosae (mountain pine beetle) is the source of this 3557-nucleotide messenger RNA. RefSeq names its product ATP-dependent DNA/RNA helicase DHX36. Gene Ontology annotation, molecular function: ATP binding; G-quadruplex RNA binding; DNA helicase activity. NCBI's taxonomy places the organism in Eukaryota, Metazoa, Arthropoda, Insecta, Coleoptera, Curculionidae. The record is from RefSeq and is a predicted model, not a curated record. Gene Ontology annotation, cellular component: nucleus; cytoplasm; intracellular anatomical structure. The coding region runs from base 111 to 3479 and encodes 1122 amino acids. The transcript is spliced from 12 exons.
AGCUGCUAGUUGAGAAAUGGCGUUCACAGGUUCUAACCUCACUCCACAGCACGCCAUUUAACGAUAGUUAUUCCCAUUUUUUUACCUCCUGAUAUAUAAACACAAGAAAAAUGUUUACGAUAAAACUCGCCCAGAAUCGCUUGGUGUUUAUGGGCAGAAUGAACUUCUUGCAGGUCUACCAGCCAUACACUGGUAAAGGUACACCAAUUCGACAACGCGAGAUGUACAAGCAUAAAGGUCGAUUUAGUGCGAAAAGAACAAUGAAUUUUCAAAAUUCUGCUGCGAGAAAGAGCGUUAACAUCCGUCUGUACGCCAUCAGGGCCAGCGUUAAGACUGACGAUGCUCCAGACGUUCUAAACCGACUGUCCACUGAAAUACAGGGCAGUUGCAAAGCUGAUGCCAUCAUUAGACUUUCCUCGAGGUUUCACACCGGUCCAAAGGCGAAAACUGCUACAGAAACCUUAAGCCGACUGCCCACAAGGAUACAAGCCAAUCUGAGCAGCGCCAUUACCUUUCAGUCCUUUUUGAGGCCGUCAGGGUUUGUGAAUCAAGCGCGGCUUUUGGUUACGAAGUCUGACAGUCACCCAGACACUGGAGACCCAAAUGGAACAGACCAAAUUGAGCACGCCUCCAAGCCGUCUAAUGGGAAAGUAAAUAUAAUCGAAGUGGCGAACUCCACCCAAAUUGAAAAAGUUGCUCAAAAGUUACCCAAUCCGAAAAACGUCGUGCACAACUUCUUCAGCGUAUUGGCCGACGAGAUGAAUGAUCCAGCCAUGAAAAUGAGCCCAACCUACAAGGCGAUGGCAGGAAAAGCUGGAAAUGUUUCUUGGGCUUGUUGCUACCACAUGAAAUGGCCGGAAAACAUCAAAGUUGUGGCUCGCGAAACCUCAAAGCAUAAAGCCAGCGCCUUGGCGGCCAGAAAAGUGAUCGAUCUGCUGAUGACAAUGGGGAGACUGUCCGCGGAUGGCACACCGAUAUUCUACAAUAAAGAGGAUGUGAAGGAGAUACGCAAGCAAAAACAAACAGCCAUCAACUUGGACAAGUCCUCAAUCAUCCACAUGCAGAACAUUAUUAAUAUUUUCAACUCCGAUAUGAAGCAGAUGGUGGAAACAGCCGAAGUACAACCAGCGGAUGAAUCCAGUGGGUUUCUUGCCGAGGACAAGCAAUCAGCCAAGCUAUUUAUGGCUAGAGAACCGCAUUUUUUGUCCGCUGGCCAGUACUUUGCUAAGGAAAAAGUCAGUUUACCAGUAACUAAGUUAAAGGAAGAAUUCAUCGAUCUGAUUCAGCAAAACAACUGCAUAAUAGUGCAAGGAGAGCCGGGCUGCGGCAAAUCAAGCAGAAUCCCUCAAUACGUGUUGGAGGCUUGGAUUAAAGAGGAAACAGCUAGUGAAAGCUUUUGCCGCAUUGCUGUUACGCAACCGCGACGAAUUGCCGCUAUUUCGUUGUCCGAUAGAGUGGCUUCUGAGCGAGAUGAAGAACUUGGUCACAUUGUGGGGUACCAAGUGCGGCUCAAGUCCAGAUUCGAGCCGCGAACCGGUCGCAUCCUUUACUGCACGACUGGAAUCCUUCUGAGGCAUUUGCAGAACGAUCAGAACCUGUCCCGGUUCAGCCACAUCAUCCUGGAUGAGGCGCAUGAACGGGACAUCAACACCGAUCUGCUCAUGAGUUUGCUAAGAACGGCGUUGCACGAGAACCCCCGUCUGAAGUUGGUUGUGAUGAGCGCCACUAUUGAUGCCAAAGCAUUCUCGGAAUAUUUUGACGGCGCCCCAGUGUUCAGCAUUCCCGGGUUUACAUACCCGGUUAAAAGACACUAUCUGGAGGACUUGGACGGGAACUAUUCGAGGACGCUGAAAAUGUGCCAGCAGGACAAUCCGCAGGUGAUCCAUGAAGAUGUUGUGCAGGUGAUCGAACACAUUCACUACAACAAGCCCGAAGGGGCCAUCCUAGUGUUUCUCCCGGGCUGGGAGGAUUUGUCGAAAAUUCGUCGCCUGUUGAACCUCCCGCAUGAGGCGGUGGUACAUCUCGUUCACUCAAAACUCAAAGACUCCGAACAGUACAGCAUUUUCUCAAAACCUCCGCCUGGCAUCAGAAAGAUCAUUUUAGCCACCAACAUUGCCGAAACCUCCAUAACCAUUGACGAUGUGGUUUAUGUGAUAGACACUGGCUGCCACAAGGACAUGAUCUUUGAUAACCACAAAGGAAUCAAUGUCAUUGAUAUGGCUUGGAUCUCCAAGGCCAGCGCCAAUCAGCGGGCAGGACGGGCUGGCCGAUGCUCGCCUGGCGAAACCUUCCAUUUGUACUCGGAAAAACGAUACCAUCAAAUGCCCGAUUAUACUGCCCCGAAGAUAUUGAACUCUUCCCUCACCAAGGUGGUACUGGACUCGAAAGUAUUCACCGACAACAUGGGCGCGGCGCAGUUCAUGGACAGCUUAAUCACACCACCUGAAACUGCCGCUGUCAAAAGAGCGGUGGAUGAGCUGAAGCAACUCGAGCUUUUGGACAAAAACGAAAAGCUGACGCCGUUGGGGCGAACCCUGGUUAAUUUCCAGCUGGAGCCCUGCCUGGCCAAGGCAAUGGUCAAUAGUGUGAUAUUCAAGUGCGUUACUCCCAUAGUGGACAUCAUUACGCUCUUUUCUUCGGGCACUGAUCUCUUCGGGUCGCUGAGUCUAACCGAUAAGGAGGCCGUGAAGAAGGUCAAGUCUCAGUACUGUCGCACCUCCGAUCAUCUGGCUUUGAUGAGGAUCUACGAAAAGUGGCUCGACCUGGUUGAAGAAGGCAAUCCAUGGGACGCCGAGCGGUUUUGCCGCUCGGCCAAUCUGGUUCCUUUUAAGCUGGAAUUAAUCAACAAAUUGCAAGACAUCCAUUUGGGCUAUUUGAGAUCGGGAUUACGCCACUCAAUGCCAAUCGAGGAUCGGUUUUCCGACAACGACGAGCUGGUCAAGGCGGUUUUAUAUUCGGGAACUGGCACAGUUCUGGAGCAUCGUGAUUGGGACUUGGUGAAAAAUCGACUCAAAACCAACGUCAACGUCCUAGUCACCAGGAAUAAUCACAAAGCGACGAUCACUUCGGAGAGCGUCAACUACAAAAGGCGCCAGUUCCCGUCCAAUUUCCUCGUUUACAUCAACGAAACGCGGUCGAAUGUUCGCAGAACCACCACCGUUCGCGAAUGCAGCCUCAUUCCUGCCAUUUCAGUGCUGUUGUUUAACAAUAAUGACCUGGAGGUCAUUCAGCUGGAGUCCAGUGAUGCACUCAGCGACAGUUCAGUCAUUAUUGGUAUAAAAAAUACCAAGUUGCAGUUCCUGUGCGAUAGAGCGCAUGCCAAUAUUUUGAUUGAUUGCAAACAAGCCAUCGAGACUUCGUAUCGCUAUUUGGUGCAUCAGUUAACGUGCGCAGGAAUGGAUAUUCCCGAAUUUCUGGAACAUUGGGAUUGUGUGCUGGAUAAUGUGGACGCACUUCUCAACAGGAAUCAGAUAGAGUAAGCUCAAUUGUUAUGUCGUUUCAGUGAGGCGUUCUGUUCCAUGUAAAUAUUAAAAAUCAUAUAUUGAACUUAACUAGGA